AUGGGCAUAUGGCACUCGCGCAGUGUCUUGAGGACCACUCGAACCAUCCUGUUAUGGAGGAAGGUUGAGGCGCCGGUCUUGGUGCAAACGAGGGAGUGGGCUCGGCUCAAGCGGUCCUUGCAUGUCUGCUCGAUCGUGACUCCCCAGUACACGACCGAUUGACUCUCGAUAUAGAUCAGGCAGCAUUCUUUCAUCUGCUGACAACCCUUGCGUUGUCAACCACGACAAAACUCCCUUNUGGUUGGCUGACGUGCGCGCGUGUGUGUACGUUGCGUGUGGAGCCUGCAACCGCAGCACAGCUGAGGUGUCCGUGUGUCUGCUUUCGUUCAAGCACUGCACAUACUGGAGUUGUCGCACAGGGGUGUGCGUUGAAAUUCUUGAUAAUAUCGCCCCCAGGGUUUACUCAGGACCGCACAUACCGGAGUUAUCGCACAG
Messenger RNA from Ectocarpus sp. CCAP 1310/34, 435 nucleotides. Lineage: Eukaryota; Phaeophyceae; Ectocarpales; Ectocarpaceae. The record is from the annotation of a GenBank genome assembly.